Hipposideros armiger (great roundleaf bat) is the source of this 2320-nucleotide messenger RNA. It is a transcript of the gene CPN1, whose product is annotated as carboxypeptidase N subunit 1. Lineage: Eukaryota; Metazoa; Chordata; Mammalia; Chiroptera; Hipposideridae. Gene Ontology annotation, molecular function: metallocarboxypeptidase activity; zinc ion binding. The transcript is spliced from 9 exons. Gene Ontology annotation, biological process: protein processing; peptide metabolic process. The record is from RefSeq and is a predicted model, not a curated record. The coding region runs from base 281 to 1657 and encodes 458 amino acids.
AUUUGGGGAAGUGCAAAAACCUUUCAAAAGGGUUUCCUGCCGUUAGGAGAGGCAGAGGAACGGGGGACGAGAGAUGAGUAUUCCAGAGCUACGUGAAUAAUUUCUAGCUUCUGACGGGACGGUUCCGAACGCCCUUCCCAGGUGCUCUCACUCUGGUGUUCACAGGCGGGAAACUAGGAACAGCUGGUUCCCAGCCCUUGGGUUUUGACUGGCGAAGAAGCCAGGUUGUUGGGACAGGUGGGGCCCAUUUCAGUGGUUUUCUUUGAAAAAGCCCAGCAAGAUGUCAGGCCUGCUCUCAAUCUUCCUCCGCCUCCUCCUUCUCUUCAAGUUGGUUGCCCCGGUGACCUUUCGCCACCGCCGCUAUGAUGACCUCGUGCGGACGCUGUACAAGGUGCACAACGAAUGUCCCUACAUCACGCGGGUUUACAGCAUCGGGCGCAGUGUGAAGGGGAGACACCUCUACGUGAUGGAAUUCAGCGACUACCCCGGAAUCCACGAGCCCUUGGAACCAGAAGUCAAGUAUGUGGGGAACAUGCAUGGCAACGAGGUGCUAGGCCGUGAGUUGCUGCUGCAGCUGUCGGAGUUCCUGUGCGAAGAGUUCCGGAAUGGGAACCAGCGCAUUGUCCAGCUGGUGGAGAGCACGCGCAUUCAUAUCAUGCCUUCCAUGAACCCAGAUGGCUAUGAGGUGGCCGCUGCCCAGAGCCCAGAUAUUUCUGGGUAUCUGGUUGGCAGGAACAACGCAAAUGGAGUGGACCUGAACCGCAACUUUCCGGAUCUCAAUACCUACAUCUACUACAAUGAGAAGCAUGGAGGCCCCAACCACCACUUGCCCCUUCCAGACAACUGGAAAAGUCAGCUUCACCACCAAGCUCUCAUGUCUUCUCAGGUGGAACCUGAAACCCGGGCUGUGAUCCAUUGGAUACGCUCCUUCAACUUUGUUCUUUCGGCCAAUCUCCAUGGAGGGGCAGUAGUGGCCAAUUACCCGUAUGACAAGUCCCUGGAGCAUCGGGUCCGAGGUUUCCGUCGCACUGCCAGUACCCCCACGCCUGAUGACAAGCUUUUCCAGAAGCUGGCCAAAGUCUACUCCUAUGCACAUGGAUGGAUGCACCAGGGUUGGAAUUGUGGGGAUUACUUCCCAGAUGGCAUCACCAAUGGGGCUUCCUGGUAUUCUCUCAGCAAGGGAAUGCAAGACUUUAAUUAUCUCCAUACCAACUGUUUUGAAAUCACGCUGGAACUGAGUUGCGACAAGUUUCCCCGCCAAGAGGAAUUACAGCGCGAGUGGCUUGGUAAUCGGGAAGCCCUAAUCCAAUUCCUGGAACAGGUACACCAUGGCAUCAAGGGAAUAGUGCUUGAUGAGAAUAAUAAUAAUCUCCCUGAGGCUGUCAUUUCUGUCAGUGGGAUUAACCAUGAUGUCACUUCAGGUGAUCACGGCGAUUACUUCCGGCUGUUGCUUCCAGGCACCUACAUUGUCACUGCCACAGCACCUGGGUUUGACCCAGAGACAGUGAGUGUGACCGUGGGUCCUGGGGAACCCAAACUGGUUAACUUCCAACUCAAGAGGAGCAUCUCUCAAGUAAGCCCUACGCAGAGCUUUCCCAGUGCAGGGCCUGGAGGCAGAGUCUUACCAAAGCAAGUGAAGCCCCAGGCAGCCAAGUAAAAAGAAUUGGGCGGAGAGUCCCUGCCUGAAACCACAGCGCCUAGGGCAACACUUCAGAAAGGCUUUCUUUGAUCCUGCUCUUCAAUCAGAUGACACAUUCCUUCUAUUUUAUUAUCUGGGACAUAUUUAAAUAUAAACAUAUUCAGAAUAAUUCAGAAUAGUCUCCAUGUGUUCCAGGGAUAGGGCCUCUCUGAUCAGUAGUCCGUAGAUUCAGCAGUGUUCAGUAAGAACACAACUGAUUCUGGGGGAGUGGUUUAGGCUCUGGCAGUGUGGUUAGGUCUACACUGCAUCCAGAGGCUGGUUCUGGCUGGCUGGCCGCUCUCUUGCCAGAGUCUAGCACAGAGCCUGCCAUAAUUCAUCAUUGAUGUUGUUCCCAUAGCAAGACCAGGUGACCAAUUCUGAAAUCCCAGAGAACCAUUUUAGCAAUAGUCAAUAGCUUCUUGAUAAGAAAAGGAUUUCCCACGCAAACACCUGGUCCCAUUGCUACUCAUUUUUGUACAUGGGCAUUUUAAACAAUAGGCAUCUUCUAAAACAUUUUCUGGGUGUGCUAAGUGCAAAGCAGAUGCUCCUGUGGAAUGGCUUUGUCCUGUCCCUGUGCCAGCAAUACACAGCACUUUCCGCUUUGCUGAGUUCCCCAGAAUAAACUCAUUUGUUCUAAGAGUG